GAUACUUUUCAAUUGGCGCCCUUCCAUCCAUUCAACCACCCUCGUGCACAAGCAAUCCGUUUGGCGACAACCAAACACAUCUAUGCUGCAGCCUGCGUGUUAACGCAAUCCUCCAUAGGCUUCCAAAACACAAGGCGAGACGACGUGUCUUGGUAGUACUGCUGAUUGGAGGCGUGGUGUCGCGCAAGGUAUCCAUCAAACUUGAUAUCGUGAUUCUGUCUUGCUCGUCACAUUGAGGCCGGCAAGGUUCGAUUUGAAUAUCGUCCAUUGCUCGUGCAUUCAACAUCAUAGAGUUGGAAUCGUUAGAAAUGCGCUUAUAUGAAUACGGGCCCAGUAUUCGCGCAUUUCGUAUAUUUGCACGAGCUACAACCAAGAAAUGGCCAGUUCAAAAAUCGAGACAACUAGCAACAGCUGCGCCGUUGCAAGUGGAAAAAUAUGAUAUCGCUUGUGGUAUCUCGGGACACAUCACCGUCGAAAUUCACAAUGGAUUUCUCCUUCGUGAUUCGCCUAAAACACCUCUGGUUAUCUACUUACCACCAUACCCGUCUUCUCCACUUUCACCAUUUCAUCCACCUUCAUGGUUAUUGAGCUCGUAUCCUGUCAUCAACAUACCUUACCGCUGGUCUCAUGACCCGCAAACAUCAUUUCGCAAACAAAAAUCUCAUGCAUUCCCUAUACCACUUCAUGAUACACUUCAAGCGUAUAGUUGGCUGUUGAAAAGUUACCUGCCCUCUCUGUUACCGGAGCCUAAACCUCUAGACUCAAACUAUUAUUACACCAAUCCAAAACCAGUCCAACGACCACUUCUGAUCUACGGAUCAUACCUUGGCGGUACUCUUGCCACCUCUCUCGCCCUCACGGAAUCGUUUACCUCUUCCUUCUUACCCACUAAUAUCCAUUCUCUCAUAGUGCACAAUGGAAUUUUUAACUGGACUCCUAUCUCUACCACACCUGACCCCUCAAUCUUUCGCUCCAAAUCCUCAGGUUCAUCGCAAGAUCUCUCCUAUAAUCACCUCUCAACAUUAGACUUAUACGAACGUUCUCCAUGGACAACUUUGACCCUCCACGCCCUUAAAACUCGUCUCUUUUCAUCUCCAUCGCAGACCUUCGAUCCUCACGCUUCACCCAUCCUCUUAUUUCGCGCCUCUGGCAUCUCGGUUCCACAAAGAUGGCCCAUUCCUCCCCCUGAUGGCUUCUCUCCCUAUCCUGGUCCCCCUUUUCAAUACCCAGAUCUCUCAAACGAGUAUGUAACCGAAGAAAAAGAAGAAGCAAAAGAAGAAAAAGAAGAAGAGUCACACGAAGCCCUCGCCAAAUCCAAGAAGUCAAAGCGCUUCUUCCCACCUGCCAACUCAUCGUUACGGAUACCAAGAUCAUUGUUUACUUACUCUCCUUCUUCGUUUAAUGGAAAUAAAUCACAUGACAUAUCACAAGAUCAGAAAAAAGGUAAAGGAAAAAAGGGAAAAAAAGAAGAAAAAUAUGAAGACAAUAUCUUCAAACAACAAGCUCGAGAAUUAACAAUGUUAAUGAGAAGAAGUAUAUCAAAGGAUGAAUUGGGGGAAAGAGUUCAAUGGGAUGAGGAUUGUAAUCCGGAGGAGAUUGCGAAGAGGAGAGUUACCGAGAUGGAGGUUGGAGAUACGGGGUGGGAUGGCGCGAGGGAGAGGGAAACGGUGGUUAGGGAGUGGAUUGUGAUGGGGGGAUUGUGAUGUGGGGGGGCGACAAGAUUGUGAGAAAGGGGCAGAGGUAUAUAGAUAUAGAUAUAGCAUGAGAUCAUUGGUUAUCAAUGGACAUUAGAUCUUCCAAGAAACCCUUGGUGUGUUUGGCUUUUUGGAGGGUUGUCCUGUGCGGGGCCA
Botrytis cinerea B05.10 is the source of this 1850-nucleotide messenger RNA. RefSeq lists its product as hypothetical. The transcript has 3 exons. Lineage: Eukaryota; Fungi; Ascomycota; Leotiomycetes; Helotiales; Sclerotiniaceae. The record is from RefSeq and is a predicted model, not a curated record. Bases 309 to 1703 code for a protein of 464 amino acids.